Messenger RNA from Cyprinus carpio (common carp), 2780 nucleotides. RefSeq names its product extracellular serine/threonine protein kinase FAM20C-like. The record is from RefSeq and is a predicted model, not a curated record. Gene Ontology annotation, biological process: protein phosphorylation. NCBI's taxonomy places the organism in Eukaryota, Metazoa, Chordata, Actinopteri, Cypriniformes, Cyprinidae. Gene Ontology annotation, cellular component: Golgi apparatus. Gene Ontology annotation, molecular function: protein serine/threonine kinase activity.
AGCCUGGGCUGUCUGUCCUGCUGUUUUCAAGCUCAGCCAAUCCUCUAUGUGCGAGGGGCUUCAGCAUCAUGAUAUUUAACACACCCACCCUGAACAUCCGACAGAGGUAUUUCCUCAGGCGCCUGUCAACGGGCAAGCAUCACGUUCACAUGAGCUGGAUGUUCAGCAAGAAACGCUAAAACUUUCUCCAAAGAUCACAUUUGAUGACGGAAGGAGGUGCGAUGCCACACUUUCUCGAAACCUGCCAGGGCUGCCAUGCGUCUCAUCGCUUUCAACGACUGAACAGCCUCGGUUUGUACCGGAUAAGAAGAGCGAAUGAACUUGUGCAGCUGUGAAAGCGAUCUCGUGCGUUAUAUGAAUAGAGACAGAUGUUUUCUCCGUACAUUGAGAUGGACCGCUGCAUCGCGAACACGCACUUUUGUGGAUCAUUUAUCUGACGAGGCUUGACUUUAUUAUAUCUCGCAAAUAUCUGCAGCUAUUAAAUGUUAGAACAGACUACGAGUGAUUGUGUCAGAGAUUGUUCUCGCGACUGACUGCACGGGAGGAAUUUAAUCGCGAGCGCACGUAAAUAACUGGAUUAUUGUUUCGCAUGGAUGUGGAUGAGCGCUUUGCUACAUAAAUCCUCCUUUCUGCCCUGAAACUGGCAAAUGAAAACGAAAACGUUCCAUGUGUUCUUCUCAUAAAAUUGGGAGCCCGUGUUUUAUGUACUGUUGGCGAUGUAGUGCGCUUGCUCACUUUUAUCCCUGCAAUUCCAAACAAGUCUUUUCUCGAACAGGAGACCCUGAAGAUGAUCCUCUUCAGAAAAUUCCGCGUCUUGAUUCUGAUGGUGUUUCUUAUAGCCUGCUCGAUGCACAUUAUGAUAGACUUGUUACCGAAGCUGGAGAGACGGAGCAGUAGCGCGUGCUCGUGCUCACACACACCCAGCGAAGAGCCGCAGAACUGGGCUAAGCAUCGAGCCAAGCCGGGAUCAGAGUCCGGCUGGCCUAAUAAACACACGCUCAGAAUACUCCAAGACUUCAGCAACGAGCCGAACUCAAACCUGUCCUCUCACUCGCUGGAAAAGAUCACCGUUGGGGAGAGAUCCGAGGCUUUGAAAAGGUUUGAGCAGUUGACAGGUGACGAGAAGAGGCACACGGCACGGGACUCUGCCUUGAAGAACGCAGCUGUCAAGGGUUCGAGGCUCUCUGCGCUAUUUGAGCAUCCUUUAUACACCAGGCCGUUGCCUCCUUUAACUGACGAAGACACUUUAUUCAAUGUCAACACUGAUAUAAGAUUUGACCCUAAAGCUGCAGAGAACCCAGAGUGGAAUGGGGAAGGUAAAGAUGGGGAUUAUGCUCCUACGGGCGAGUUGUCCUCAGACUCCUAUCCAAAUUGGCUCCGCUUCCACAUUGGGAUCAACCGGUAUGAGCUUUACUCCAGGCACAACCCGGUCAUAGAUGCAAUGCUGAAGGAUCUGGUGUCGCAGAGAAUUACCAGUGUUGCAAUGAAAUCUGGAGGCACGCAGCUGAAGCUCAUCAUGACAUUCCAGAACUAUGGCCAGGCGCUCUUCAAGCCCAUGAAGCAGACACGGGAGCAGGAGACACCCCCAGACUUCUUCUACUUCUCUGAUUUCGAGAGGCACAAUGCUGAGAUCGCAGCAUAUCAUCUAGACAGGAUCCUGGAUUUCCGUCGAGUGCCGCCAGUGACUGGGCGACUGGUGAAUAUGACCAAAGAGAUAAGAGAUGUAACUCGUGACAAAAAACUGUGGAGAACCUUUUUCAUUUCACCAGCCAAUAACAUCUGUUUCUACGGUGAAUGUUCGUACUACUGCUCCACUGAGCAUGCUCUGUGCGGAAAGCCUGACCAGAUCGAGGGCUCUUUAGCAGCAUUUCUGCCCGACCUGGCCUUGGCCAAGCGCAGGACCUGGAGAAACCCCUGGAGACGAUCCUAUCACAAACGCAAGAAAGCAGAGUGGGAGGUGGAUCCAGAUUACUGCGAAGAGGUGAAGCAGACGCCACCCUAUGACAGCGGCACACGCCUGCUGGACAUCAUGGACAUGACCAUUUUUGAUUUCCUCAUGGGAAAUAUGGAUCGUCAUCAUUAUGAGACAUUUGAAAAAUUUGGAAAUGAAACUUUCAUUAUUCACCUUGAUAAUGGAAGAGGCUUUGGUAAACAUUCUCAUGAUGAGCUCUCCAUACUGGUGCCUUUGAGUCAGUGCUGCAGGGUGAAGAAGUCCACUCAUUUACGGCUUCAGCUGUUGGUUAAGGAGGAGUUCAAACUGAGUGCUCUGAUGGAGGAAAGUCUGCAGACUGAUACGCUGUCACCCAUCCUUAUUAGGCCUCAUCUGGAGGCUAUGGACCGCCGGCUGCACCUGGUGCUCCAGGUACUGGCCGACUGCAUUGAGAAGGAGGGCUACAGUAAUGUAGUAGAGGAUGACCUGCUUGUGGAGGGCUUGAACACGGGCACAGCCCCACAAAGGUAGUGGGCACAGACUGAUCAGGCGUCCCCCGGUGGCUCCUUUGAAGUCCCACCACAGCUCUAUAGACCAUGAACGUCUUGCAAGAGAUGCUCUUGUUGAUAAACUUUUCUGAAUUCAGUGAAUUCCAAAGACUCAUUCCUCAACUAAUGGACCAUGUGUUAAAAUAAAGACACGCAUUACACAGAGAAAGAGACGGUGUUCUGCAGUCCUGCAUCCAAAAUGUAAGCUGAUCUUCACCUGUAACAGCCAGUGUUGUAAAGCAGCGGUUCUCAACUGGUGUGGAUCGUCACCUUAAAAUGGGCUUGUUUUUUUUGUGUGGAAA